AAAGAACUUUCCAAUGGGACGUCUGAAUAUUUUACUGAAUCUGCUGAGAGCAAGAAGCUGAAGAUUAGCCUCAAUGAACAAAUAAAGCAAGACAUCUUGAAAAAAAUUGUGAAGAGGACCAAAAAAAGGAAAAGUAGCACAAGCAAACCUCAAAGCAGCAAGGGCUCCAAGAAAGUGUGUCUUGGCUCAGUGGACUUGCAGAGCGGGAACAGAAAGAAUGACUGUCCAACUUCUCUCAGUCCUCAAUCAGAAAUGAAGUGUAGGAGUACAGGACUGCUAAAGGACUGCGUGAAUACAGCUGAGAGCACCUCAGAGCUUCCUGGUGUAGAGCUGGAAAAUCAUGUUAAUCAGAGACAGCCAGAUGAUGUUAGCAGCCAGCAAAAACCUCGCUCUCUGGAGUGCUUGAAGUCGAGUCUUCUGAGUGAGAACCUUCCUUCUAGCUCUGAGUCAGCACUGCUAGGUCCAAAACAAAGUCAAAAUGUGACCAAAACACAGGUUCAACCAAAGAGCUGUGAUUCAGAAGAAAAGUUAGAGCAUUUCAACAAAGUAUCCUCUGAAGGGGCUUCUGUAAUUUCUAGCAAUACAGAAGUGGGUGAGUGCAAUGAUGAUUGCUUAGGUCCAUUCCUGAAGGAUAAGACCCCACUCAAUUCCAGUUUGUUUUCUAAACAAGACAUGACAAAGACAGUGACUGAUGAGGAGUCGCUAACAUUGAGAAAAAACCUCUCCCGGCCUCUUUCUGUGAGGAACCACACAGUGCAGACGAACCAGAAGGAGCCAAGCACAACCACUGAAGAAUUGCCUGUGACACCAUCAUCUUGUGUAGGACUGCAGCCUGUGUCUUCAGAGGAGCUUGUCCAAAAAAGAAAAACGGAAGUUGGAAAUGGUCUCAGGAAGUUAAAACUGCGAAGGCUGAAGAAGUCGUGA
Molecule: messenger RNA, 924 nt
Organism: Eurypyga helias (sunbittern)
Lineage: Eukaryota; Metazoa; Chordata; Aves; Eurypygiformes; Eurypygidae
Gene: SLX4IP
Product: SLX4 interacting protein
Exons: 2
Source: RefSeq, a predicted model, not a curated record